Messenger RNA from Maudiozyma saulgeensis, 2958 nucleotides. Lineage: Eukaryota; Fungi; Ascomycota; Saccharomycetes; Saccharomycetales; Saccharomycetaceae. The record is from the annotation of a GenBank genome assembly.
AUGAGUUCAUUACAAUUAAACGAGGAGACACUUGAGGAUUUCUACAAUCUGAAAACUUUAGAUCCACAGACAUCGUGGAAGGAUGAUUCAAACUAUGUAUUUGAUUUAAAUAAAUGGAAUAAUGUAGUACCUGACUCUGACAAUUCUUACGAUGUUUUAAAAGAUCUUAUAUCUCAACAAAAGAGAUUUAACGAACAAAAAAAUUCAACUGCCUCUAGGGUCCAGACACAAGAUCAUCUAAGAGAUCCACUAAAUAAUGAAUAUAUUGCCAAUUCAUUACAACAAUUAGAUAUUAAACAAGAUAACGAUAUUUCAGCAUAUAUGAUCAACGAUAAAAAGUUUGUUGUGAACAAAUUUUUAAGAGAUGUGCAUAACAAGGAUACCUUUGAGGAUUUAAAUCAAUCUCUCAACAAUUUGGAUUCUAUCAUUGAAGAUCAAUCACAAGAUCUAAAGUCUCUCGUUCAAGAUAACUUUACAAGUUAUGUUAAGAUAAAAAAUAGGUUGGAUAAAAUUUACAAUCAAUUUGCCCAAAAUGUUAAUGAAAAUAAUGAACAAGAUAAUGAUAACCUUAAUAUUAAUCAACUUGGGGAAAAAGUGGAUGAAUCAAUUAGAAUUACAAAUAUGAAAUUAAAACCGAUCAUGGAUACUUCUACUAAGAUGUCAAAUUUUAAGAUGACAAAACAAUUUAUUGAAGAUAAUAAACAAUUUUUUGAUCUCCCAAAAACAUUAAAGAAGUGCUUAGAGAAAAAAGAUUUUUCAAGUUUUAUUUAUAACUAUUCUAAGGGGCAAGAAAUGAUGCAAAAAUUCAAAUUAUACGGUAACUUAAAUACCAAACCAGAAUCUGAACAUGCAAAUAAUGACGAAGCAGAUUCUAUCGGCCAAUCAAAUAAAGUACCAAAAGUGAUAGAAUUAAUAUGGAACCAAGUAGAAAGUACAAUUGAUAGCUACAGAAAAGAAACCUGGGAAAGUUUAUUAACAAAUCCUGGUUCAAUUAACAUGGAACCACAGGAAAUUUUCUUGCCCAUGAUAUCGAAAUUAUUGGAUCUUAAAGAAGAAAAUAACCCAAUUCUAAAAUGGUUUGAUUUUUAUUCUGCUAAUUUCGAACAAGAGUUGAAUAAGAUGUCUGAUCAUCUUUUAGUUAAAAUUGUAGAGGCCCAGAAAAGAAUAUUGCACAUUGGUAUUGAUGACAGCGAUGAUAUCGAUGGCGUUAACCUAUCUUAUUAUCUUUCCAUUGACAAAUUGUUUAAACCAAUAGUAUACUCUUCUUUAAAAAAUGACCAGAGAGAAGGCUCAAACAACAACAUAUAUGACUCGUAUAUCAAUAAUAGUACUGAAAGUGUGAUUAGUAAAUCAAAUGAUACAUCAUCUAAUAACAACAUCGUAGCCUACCAUGGCCUAACAGACACCUCAGUUAUUGUCGAAAUGUGGCUUUUAAUAUUACGUUACAUCAAAGAAUUUGAGGAUAUCUCAAACAAGUUUAUUCAAUUUUGGCAACACACAGAAAAUUUCUUAGAUGGGACAUAUCAAAAUGUGAUAAUCAAUGACAAGAAGAAAGACAAUAUUUUAAUCGGUGAUAAUAGAACAAUUGAUAACUUCAGAAGAAUUUUAACUUUAUCAAAGGAAGACAUCAACGUGAUAAGAACAAAAGGUGACAAUUUUAUCAGAUUAAUUUUCAAAAAAAUGUUAUAUUUCUUCCAAUCAUCUCAGACUUCCCUAUCAAAUUUCACACCUGGAGGUUCUGUUUCACCAGACGCCCCCAAUUCAGCUAAGGUUGUAAAAGAUUCAGGUUCCCCACUGGAUUAUGGAUUCAUACCCCCAAGAGCAAACGGUUUAGGGUGUGUUAGAUAUUUACUUUUGAUAUUUGAACCCUUUUUAAAAUUUACCACACAACUGGCUCAGUUAGGUAUAAGCACAAAUACCGUAGACAUGGCCAGAGAAUUAGUAUCCUUAGCUAUUGACAGAAGCAUUGGUGCAAUUUCGUCCACCAAGUUAAGAGAUAUAUCUAAUUUUUACAAACUUGAGGACUGGGAAGUUUACAAAUCGGUUACAGAAGAGACUGAUGAUCUGAAUUCAACAGAUCUAAUAGAAUAUGGUGUUACCCAAUUCCCAGAAAUUGUGCUUAUAGUACAACAGUACAGUAUCAAGGUGUUGAGAAGCUUUUUAUUUUCGUUUGAAAAACUUCCCAUUAUCAAUGGCAUUUCAAUAGUUAAUUACCCAUCCAAACAAAUUUUGACGGGGAUCGAGGUACAACAGAUAAUAUCAAUGGAAGCAGUGUUAGAAGCUAUCCUGAAGAAUGCUGCAAAGGAUAAAGAUAACCCCAGAAAUGCUCAUACUAUUUUGACAUUAACCAACUUACAAUAUAUAAGAGAAUUCACCUUUCCAACAAUCCUAAGAUAUUUUGAUGAGUCCUUUGAGUGGAGUUUAAGUUCCAAACCACUUGAAAUUUUCAAUCUUUUAGGUAAGAUGGAAUCUUCAAUAUUUGGGAACUAUUUAUCUGAUUUGAAAAUUACACUAAGAAAUGUACUGGAAGAGAGGUUCCAUCAAAUUAGUUGGUCAAACUAUUCAUCGAACUCAUUUAGAGUUAAUGAUUAUAUUAUCGAGGUUCUAAUGGUACUUAUUAAUGUACAUAGUGAAUGUUUUAGAAUUGGGCCUCAAUUAAUCAACCGAAUAAUUAAGGAAACCCAAGUCUUUAUCUCCAGGUACUUGUUUGAAUCCUUCAAGCCUUUUAUUGGUAAUUUAUCUUCCGAUGGGUUAUUACAAAUGACUGUUGACAUUAAAUUCUUUGAAAAUGUGUUGGGUUCGUAUCUAGAAAAGGAUACGGAAGUCACCUUGAAUGCUUGUCUACAAAACUGUUUCCAAAACAACAUAGAUAGACUUGAAAGAUGCAUUUCUGAAACUGAACCAAUUGUAGAUUCUAACUUAGAAAGAACUCGGAUACAAUUUGCGGCUUUCAACUAG